Messenger RNA from Ectocarpus siliculosus, 1654 nucleotides. Lineage: Eukaryota; Phaeophyceae; Ectocarpales; Ectocarpaceae. The record is from the annotation of a GenBank genome assembly.
UCAUCGAUCCCCUCUACCACCUGGCACUCUGAGCUCUGUGUGUCCUGGUGUGCGCUCAUUUUCAGUGCGAGUUUUUGGGUGCAUCAGAGAUUCGUAGCAUUGUUGUAGGGGUACGAUACUCGAGAGACGGCGGCCUGGAGAGCAGCGAAACAUCACUUGGAGAACUCGCGCAAGGAAAGGAAAGGAGGAGUUGACACGUUGGUACGAUGGGUCUCGGACAGAGGAAGUCCAAGGGAGGAAAGGGGGGCCACAAGACGAAGAACAAGGAGUACAAGAAAGGACACGCCACCAAGAACAGGCGAAAAGACGUGGACCAGAUCCAAGACGAGCUCAUGGUGGAAGAGGAGAAGGGAGAGGAGAUGGUCUUCGAGAUCGACGAUGAUCUCCCGGGGCAGGGACAAUUCUACUGCACACCCUGCGCGCGCCACUUCACCGACCUACAAACGAAGUCCACGCACAUCAGGUCCAAGCUGCACAAGCGGAGGAUGAAAGACGUAGCUCAGGAGCAGUACACACAGGCGGAGGCAGAGCGCGGAGCCGGUAUGACGAAGGAAACGUACCCGCCAGCACAUCCAGUAACAAGCUCACCCGCCGCCGCAUCAACAGCACCACCACCGGACUCGCGGGCAGGGGGAGCAGAGGCUACAGGGAAGGCGGGAGCGGGCGUGGCAACAACAACAGGAGCGUCGGGCAUGGAUGUCACGGGCGGGGGAGAGGAUGAGGAUGACCCAGAUCUUUGAUCUUUGAUUGCCAUCAUCCGUGUCUGUAUGUGUCUGGUUGAUAUGUUCCUUUUUUGGUUUGGGCAGAGAUACGGUACUACGACAAGAGGCUGGCGUAACUGGUAUGUCUCUGUGGGCACGCACAUGUAGGGUAGGCGAGGGGCGGGGGUCGUUGGGGAUCGUUAGAACUUACUAUCUUCGGUCGGGAAGAUCGUUGGCACCGAUCGUUGGGGAUCGUUGCAGCAGUUAAAGGUGAGCAAGGGGAUCGUGCUGCCUGCUCAGAUUAAGAGGAAUUCCUAUACCACAGCAGCAGGAGGCAUUGUUGUAGGUAUGGGACGAAAUGUUUUUCUUCGCUGUGAUGUGUGAUGAUGUGUGAUGUCCCCUGUAACCACCUUGGUCAGCCCUAUCUUGGCUCUCUAAUGUAGCUCCGGGAACUCAUGUGUUUGUCAAGGCAUGGGAUCCAGUAUGUGUUUGACUUUAAUAGGGCUGCAAAGCUUGCGAUGCCGACGAUCACCUUGAUGCUUUACAUGGGACGAUCGGACAUCGGCAACCCCUUAGGAUUCUUUGUAUAGACGUCUCUCGCUUGCCACCCGUUGCGGGAUUUGGCAACCUAUGCGCGUUGCUGUUUUCUAAGUUGAGAGUACGAUGGCGACUGUCCUUUCACACCUCAAGGGGCACUUGUGUAUAUCUAUUGAUAUCUGGUCUCUUGUCUCCGUUCGUAUGCAUGCUUGUCUUGUUGGGGACAUGGGUUCGUUUUCGAUGCUUGCGAGGCGACUGACCUCGUCAUCCCUAUUGGCCAAGUCGAGGAUCGAAGGCCCAGCUACGUGCUUUGUGUGCAGCAGUAGAUUGACGAGGGGGAGUAAGAAGCACGGGGCUGCUGCGGCUCUCAUGCUGAGUACAAAGGCUGCAGAGCGCGAAUAUCAAUUAGCUUCAUG